AUGGACGAAAGUGAGACAAUAAAUCAUAAUAAUUCAAAACAACAUGCAAAUCAUUUAUCUGGUGCUGCAUUACAAGCAUCAACUGUAUCGAUUAUACCAAGUGAUAUACGUACAGGAGCACGUGGAGCAGGUUUAGCAGUAGGUGUUAAUAAUAAUUUAAUGACAACAGACAAAUCUAAUGAAACAACAACAACAUCGACAUCAGCUGCUAUUGCAGGUGGUUCAGGACAAAAUGCUAUGCUUAUGGUUGGACCCAAUUUUCGUGUUGGAAAACGAAUUGGUGCAGGAAAUUUUGGAGAAAUUCGAUUAGGAAAAAAUUUGUAUAAUAAUGAACAUGUAGCAAUUAAACUAGAACCGAUGAAAUCUCGUGCACCACAACUUCAUCUUGAAUAUCGUUUUUAUCGACAACUUGGAACUAGUGAGGGCAUUCCACAAGUACAUUAUUUUGGACCAUGUGGUAAAUAUAAUGCAUUAGUAGUUGAAUUACUUGGUCCAUCACUGGAAGAUCUAUUUGAUAAUUGCGAUCGAAAAUUUUCACUUAAAACCGUCCUUAUGAUUGCUAUACAAUUGAUAAGUCGUAUGGAAUAUGUUCAUUCAAAAAAUCUUAUUUAUCGAGAUGUUAAACCAGAAAACUUUCUUAUUGGACGUUCGUCUACGAAAAAACAACAUGUUAUACAUAUUAUUGAUUUUGGCUUAGCCAAAGAAUACAUUGAUCCUGAUACUGGUCGACAUAUUCCAUUUCGUGAACAUAAAAGUUUAACUGGUACAGCAAGAUAUAUGAGUAUUAAUACACAUCUUGGAAAAGAACAAAGUCGUCGAGAUGAUCUUGAAGCAUUGGGGCAUAUGUUUAUGUAUUUUUUACGUGGCAGUCUACCGUGGCAAGGCUUAAAAGCUGAAACAUUAAAAGAACGUUAUCAAAAAAUUGGUGAUACUAAACGUGCAACUCAUAUUGAUGUUUUAUGUCAAAGUCAUCCUGAAGAAUUUAGUAAAUAUUUAAAAUAUGUUCGAAACUUAGAUUUUUUUGAAACUCCAAAUUAUGAAUACUUAAGAAAAUUGUUUAAAGAUUUGAUGGAUUCACGUAAUUAUGUAUGUGAUUAUAAUUUUGAUUGGGUAGAAAAAGUACAGCCAUAUGCAAAUAGAACUGAUGGAAAAUCUCAAUAUCAAUCAACAAAUCAACAUAAUAUGCCAUCCAGUCCAGUUGUGCGACCAACGAAUAAAACGAACUUUUUAAAUACUCAUCUUUCACAAUCAAUACAGCAAGUACAUGGUUCAAUGCAGCCGAUUAAUAUUCCUGAUGAUGAUACUGAACGAACUGGUCGUGAUCGAGAAAAUGCACAUAUCGUCACAUCUGUGCCUAAUCCUGAAGUUAUUAGUGAUACAAAGUGUUGCUGCUUUUUUAAUCGUCGUACAAGACAGACGAAUAAUAAACAAUCAAGAAAAUAG
Molecule: messenger RNA, 1443 nt
Organism: Rotaria sp. Silwood1
Lineage: Eukaryota; Metazoa; Rotifera; Eurotatoria; Philodinida; Philodinidae
Source: the annotation of a GenBank genome assembly